Molecule: messenger RNA, 4737 nt
Organism: Choloepus didactylus (southern two-toed sloth)
Lineage: Eukaryota; Metazoa; Chordata; Mammalia; Pilosa; Megalonychidae
Gene: OSBP
Product: oxysterol binding protein
Exons: 14
Coding region: 123-2549 (808 amino acids)
Cellular component (GO): cytosol; intracellular membrane-bounded organelle; membrane
Molecular function (GO): sterol binding
Source: RefSeq, a predicted model, not a curated record
GGGGACGCUGCGCGGCGGCGGCUGAUGCGCUAGCCGAGUGAGGCGCUCCGGACGGCUACCGCGGCUCUCGUAGGCGGUUCCGGUCCUGUGUCUCCCGGCGGCGGCGGCGGCGGCGGCGGCUCAUGGCGGCGACGGAGCUGAGAGGAGUGGUGGGGCCGGGCCCGUCAGCCAUUGCAGCUCCGGGCGGCGGCGGCGCCGGUCCCCCAGUGAUAGGAGGAGGCGGCGGCGGCCGCGGAGACUCGGGGCUCGGCUCUGGGGCCGCACCGGGAACUGUGGCCGCGGUGGCUGCGGGCGGGCCGGGCCCCGGGGCCGGGGGAGUGGCGGCGGCCGGCCCAGCCCCUGCACCGCCGGCCGGGGGCUCGGGUGGCUCGGGAGCUGGGGGCUCGGGCUCCGCAAGAGAGGGCUGGCUCUUCAAAUGGACCAAUUACAUCAAAGGCUACCAGCGGCGGUGGUUCGUGCUGAGCAACGGGCUCCUGAGCUACUACAGGUCAAAGGCAGAAAUGAGGCAUACUUGCCGUGGCACCAUCAACCUUGCCACAGCCAACAUCACUGUGGAGGACUCCUGCAACUUUAUCAUUUCCAAUGGAGGAGCUCAAACCUACCAUCUAAAGGCUAGCUCAGAAGUGGAGCGGCAGCGCUGGGUGACAGCCUUGGAACUGGCCAAGGCCAAGGCUGUGAAGAUGCUGGCAGAAUCGGAUGAAUCAGGGGAUGAAGAGUCUGUCUCACAAACUGACAAGACUGAGCUGCAAAAUACUCUCCGGACCCUGUCCAGCAAAGUAGAGGACCUGAGCACCUGCAAUGACUUGAUAGCCAAGCACGGCACAGCUCUGCAGCGGUCCCUCAGUGAGCUGGAGUCCUUGAAGCUGCCUGCUGAGAGCAAUGAAAAGAUCAAACAGGUCAACGAACGUGCCACACUCUUUAGGAUAACUUCCAAUGCCAUGAUUAACGCCUGCAGAGAUUUCCUCAUGUUGGCCCAGACCCAUAGUAAAAAGUGGCAGAAAUCACUACAGUAUGAAAGAGACCAGCGUAUCCGAUUGGAAGAGACCCUGGAGCAGCUGGCUAAGCAGCAUAAUCAUUUGGAGAGGGCCUUCCGAGGAGCCACAGUGCUGCCGGCCAACACACCUGGCAGCACAGGUUCAGGUAAAGAUCAGUGCUGCUCUGGCAAAGGAGACAUGAGUGAUGAGGAUGAUGAGAAUGAAUUUUUUGAUGCUCCUGAGAUUAUAACCAUGCCGGAAAAUUUGGGCCACAAACGUACUGGCAGCAAUAUCAGUGGAGCCAGCAGUGACAUUAGCCUUGAUGAACAGUACAAGCAUCAGCUGGAAGAGACCAAGAAAGAAAAGAGGACUAGAAUACCAUACAAGCCAAACUAUAGCCUCAAUUUAUGGAGCAUCAUGAAGAACUGCAUUGGAAAAGAACUCUCUAAGAUCCCCAUGCCGGUGAACUUUAAUGAGCCCUUAUCCAUGCUUCAGCGCCUUACUGAAGAUCUGGAAUACCAUGAGCUGUUAGAUCGAGCUGCAAGAUGUGAGAACUCUCUAGAACAACUCUGUUACAUUGCAGCUUUCACCGUGUCUUCCUACUCCACUACUGUCUUCCGUACCAGCAAGCCGUUCAACCCACUCCUUGGGGAGACCUUUGAACUGGACCGAUUAGAGGAGAAUGGGUAUCGAUCUCUCUGUGAGCAGGUGAGUCAUCAUCCUCCUGCUGCUGCGCACCACGCUGAGUCCAAAAAUGGCUGGACAUUGCGUCAGGAAAUCAAAAUCACCAGCAAGUUUCGGGGCAAAUACCUCUCCAUUAUGCCCCUCGGUACCAUCCACUGUAUUUUCCAUGCAACUGGGCACCACUACACUUGGAAAAAAGUUACCACAACAGUGCACAACAUUAUUGUGGGGAAAUUAUGGAUAGAUCAGUCUGGUGAAAUUGAUAUUGUGAAUCACAAGACUGGAGACAAGUGCAAUCUCAAGUUUGUUCCUUAUAGCUACUUCUCUCGAGAUGUAGCAAGGAAGGUGACAGGGGAAGUAACAGAUCCAUCAGGAAAAGUUCACUUUGCCCUUCUGGGAACAUGGGAUGAGAAAAUGGAUUGUUUUAAAGUACAGCCCGUCAUUGGGGAAAAUGGGGGUGAUGCUCGACAGAGAGGCCAUGAAGCAGAGGAAAGCAGGGUUAUGCUAUGGAAGAGGAAUCCUUUACCGAAGAAUGCAGAAAACAUGUACUACUUCUCAGAACUUGCUCUAACUCUCAAUGCCUGGGAAGGUGGCACUGCCCCUACAGAUAGCCGGUUACGGCCCGACCAGAGACUGAUGGAAAACGGGCGCUGGGAUGAAGCAAAUGCUGAGAAGCAGCGCCUGGAGGAAAAACAAAGACUUUCCAGAAAGAAGAGAGAAGCUGAAGCUAUGAAAGCUACAGAGGAUGGCACACCCUAUGAUCCCUAUAAGGCACUAUGGUUUGAGCGGAAGAAGGACCCUGUUACCAAGGAGUUAACCCAUAUUUAUAGGGGAGGAUACUGGGAGUGUAAAGAAAAACAGGACUGGAACUCAUGCCCGGACAUUUUCUGAAAUGGCAGUAGUAAAUUGGAGGAGGAUCCAAAGGAGAAGAGGACAGAGGAUGUGCGGGAAAGCUGGCAGUUGUGACUUUCUUACCGAGUGCUUUCCUCAAGUUUGUCUGUCUUAACCAAUCAUUUUUUCCAAAUCAAUCACCAGAAGCAGACAUCAGUGGUGGUGAUUGGCUGGUUGCCUUAGCUGAUCGAAACUGAAAUCGACGUACUAGAUACCUGUGUUUGUAAGGGAGAGGUUUAGUGGUUAAAAGUUAGUUUUAUUCCACAACUGCAAAGUCAGAUAUUCUUGACUCUUCCUUUCCCUCUACCCCCACUGAAGAUGAUGCCAUUCACCCUUCCCCUGUAGCCAAGAUUCACAUAAGAUGAUGAUUCAGGGGCAUUUUGGUGCUGUUCAGAGCAAGAGCUGGUUUUGGAAGUUCCUUUCAAAGGAAACACAUAAGACUUACCAACAGGUAUUUAUGAAAUGGUUGCAGUGGAACUUAGGUUUAACAUGAAAUGUGUUCACAUUGGGGUAGGUUUAAUGGGGUACUCAAACAUAAGUAACUGCAGUAAUGGAAUUCCUGUGAGAGGGAUUUUCCUAUAGGAUUGGAAUAUUCAGAGUUACGUUCUUGGAAGUUUCUAUCUUCACUUGCAUAAAACACCCUUCUGCCAUUCUUCGUCUCCUUUGACAGCAAUUGGAGGCUUCUUUUGUGGCAUGUAGGAGGGUUGCAUUAUCCUCAUGAAGGGAUUUUAUGGACUUCCUCAGGUGAAGAACUUCUGAGAACACAAGGCAGGUUGGAAAAAGACUGCAAGCCACUUUUACUUUCCCAGUUCCUUCUCACCCCCAUCUUUCAUUGCCUUCCUAGCUUCUUUUUUCUCCCCUGGCACAAUAGUAAUUUGGGUCUGUAUCCCAGUGUGGAGCAAAACAUUGCCUGUCCCAUUCUGAUAGACUUCAAGAUUUGAGAGGAGUUAAUCUGGAAUAAAAAUUUUCACCAUCUCUCAAGCCCCAUGGACUGGAGCCACCUCUGGCAUAAUGUGUUACAUAUCUGUAUAUUAUAUAUAUGUAGAGAAAAAAAAUUAAUUUUUUGUUUGAUUUUCCUCCUUUCUAUUAAGAAUCUUGUGUUUUGGCUAUCAUUUGUCUCCUUGGGACUCUCUGUGUUGGACAUGUAUUGAUGUGGUUUGGAGCUCCUCUACUUUCUAUAAUAGGGGCAGACAGAUUUGAAACUUGAGCAGGAUCACACCUGGCAGUUACUGAACAGGGGUGUUGUCCGGGUUUGUAUCAUAGGGUGCCCACUGCUCUCUAAAUUCUGCUUUCCUAAUUACCUGACUUUUGAAAAUGAAAUCCUAACCCCUUUUCUGCCUCUUUUCCUUCUUUCGUUAGGAAGAAUAUGGAUAGAAGACCAGAAGGGUGAUUUCUAGUUGAACCCUGCCUCUAUCCAAAUCACAGCGUACAGGUUAAAUCCCAAAAGAAUUUUCUUCCCAGGAUCUGGGGCUGAAAACGUCAUAUGGUCAUAUGGGGUGGAUAAGAGAACUGCUCCUUUGGAUCCUGGCUUCCUUCACUUUUUUAUUCUGUAUUAGUUGUAGUUGUCGUCUUCAGAAAUCUAACCCCUGUGCCACCCACCCUUGGUUGAGGACCACAAAUUGAGGUGCCUUCCUUGUAUGUUUUUUGUUAUUUUGGUUUCUGUUCCUUAACUGCUGAGCCUCAGCCAGUGUGGGUCCUGGGGGUAAAUAUCAUUCCAGAGGAAGCCAUCCCUCCGGGGAAAUUGGAUUUUACUGGGUAAAUGAGUUCUCUUAUUCCUUCCCCACCACCCUUCCCUUCCUAGCUGUGACAGACAUGAGAGAGGGGCAACUGCUGGGGAAUUUCCUCCCAAGAACCCUAUUCCCAAUACAAGCAAGGGAGUGUGCCAGGGCUUCUUUCGAGGGGGUCCAUAAAAGCUGUGACCUAAUCAGGGAACUUUAGACAAAGUAGGAAUUCCUCAACUAAAUUGAACUUUUCUGCUUAAUCUCCAUGUUCUUCCUCUACCAUUUGCACUACAUUUCUGGCUUGAUCCCCAAUCAGUUCCUGCUCAUGGAAGAAGCUUCGAGUCCUUCAGGUGGAAUAAAGUCACUUCAAAACAAAACAAAACUAUAUAUAUAUAUAUUUUCAGUUUUUUUGCCUUAUUGCUUUUUUUCCAAGAAAACUACUAAAUUAAAUAAUUUUUAAAAAGUCC